CGCCUUUCCCAAUGCCUCCCUCGCCCCUGGAAGAACGGAUCGGCGUGCUGCAGAGACCCAAGACCUUGGCCUUGCGCCUCAACCACAGCUUUGCGCACAACGGUGGCCCCGAGAAGCCGCCGCACCGGCAUCGCCAGCCACCGCCACCGCCGCCCGUCUCCAAGCCCCCGACCGCAGCCCCCAAGGGUCCCUCCGACGAACCUCGCCACCGCCGGAGCAGCGUCCUCCAGCCCAACCAUUCCCACACCAUCGACAUCAAGCUCACCCUUGGAGGGGCCCCAAUCCGGGUGCCGGAGAAGAGCCUCUCCUUGCAGCUGGACCUUAAGCAGGGCAGGGAGGAGGAGGAGGAGAAGAAGGGUCCCCGGGGUCCCCAGCUGAAGGUCUUCCUGCCCCAGGCCAAGCUCAAGAAGCGGUGCUUCAAGGAGAACUCCAAGCCGGGGCUGCUGGACACCUCGGCCAGCUCUUCGUGCCUCUCCAGCCCGGCCGCCACCAUGCACCCUCUGAAGUGCGGCUGCCGGGGUUGCUGGCGCCUGAUGCGCUGCGACGAAGCCCACCCCAGGCCGGGCCUGCGUGCCCUGGGCUGCUUCUCCUGCCACUCCAGCCUGCGCUCCUUGAGCUGCGCCAGCUGCAGCCCUCCCUCCCUGAGGAAGCUGGGUUGCCUGCCUUGCGGGCCGGCCACCCUGCGCUCCCUGGCCUGCCUGGCCUGCAACCCCUCGGUCACCUCGGCCAGCUCCUCCUGCAGCUUCUGCAGCAGUGACCCCAUCGUGGCCUACGACCCCCGGGGGGGCUCGUCCCCGGCCCCCAGCUGCUACGGAGGAGGGGGGGACGACAACGACGACGACUACAGCGUCCGCACGAUCUGGCCCGACGAGCUGGCCAAGAAGAUGACCCAGUCCCGGGCGCAGCAGUCGGAGCCCCCCCGAGCCUCCCCCUUGAUCCUGGACUGCCGCAACCUGAUGGAAUACACCAAGCACCAGCUGCAGGGGGCCAUGCGGUUUGGGGUGGCCGAAGCGGCCGGGAGGCGGAGGCUCCAGCAGGGCAAGCUGGCCAUGCUCGAUUUCCUCUCCUCCCGGGGAGGCUGCGACUGCAGGGACUCCUCGCUCGAGCGGCUCUGCUCCAAGGAACCCGCCGGCGGUGGAGGGCUGGAGCCACCGCCUGCCAGCCCGCCCAAACCCCGCAAAACACAGCCCUCCCAGAACCUCCACCUGGUGCUGGAUCUGCUCAAACAAGACGGGCAAGAAGGAUCGGGCAAAAGAGGCAGUCUGAUUGGGCCGGAAAUCAGAGACGGUCCUGAUGAUUUGGGUCCCCCGCUCACACCGGACCUGGAAAAUGCCGAGCUGAGCCCCAUCCUGCCCUUCCUGUUCCUCGGCAACGAACGAGAUGCUCAGGACCUCGAACGGAUGCUCAGCCUCAAUGUGGGUCACGUCCUCAACGUCACCACCCACCUGCCCCUCUACCACGCCGACAGCGGCCGCCUGCGCUAUAAGCGCCUGCCCGCCACCGACAACAACCGCCAGGACCUGCGCCAGUACUUUGAGGAGGCCUUUGAAUUCAUCGAGGAGGCACACCAGAGUGGCAAGGGGGUGCUCAUCCACUGCCAGGCGGGCGUCUCGCGCUCGGCCACCAUUGUCAUCGCCUACCUGAUGAAGCACACGCUCAUGACCAUGGGCGACGCCUACAAAUACGUCAAAGGCCGGCGGCCGAUCAUUUCCCCCAACCUGAACUUUAUGGGGCAGCUGCUGGAAUUCGAAACAGACCUCAACACUGGCGUCACGCCUCGGAUCCUCACCCCCAAGCUGGCCGGAGUGGAGACGGAAGUGUGAAUG
Pogona vitticeps (central bearded dragon) is the source of this 1826-nucleotide messenger RNA. The record is from RefSeq and is a predicted model, not a curated record. Lineage: Eukaryota; Metazoa; Chordata; Lepidosauria; Squamata; Agamidae.